AUGGAUUUUGACGAUGAUGCCCCGCCUGAUCUGGUCGACGCCGGAGCCGUCCCGGAGGACAUCCCGGAGACCGUACUACCUGCCUCCGAGAGGCAGAUCAAAGUCCCCAUCACUAUAGUUACCGGGUACCUGGGUGCCGGAAAGACGACAUUGUUGAAUUACAUCUUGACGGCGCAGCAUGGGAAGAAGAUUGCUGUGAUUAUGAACGAGUUUGGAGACUCACUGGACAUUGAAAAGUCUCUUACCGUCAACAAGGGCGAUGAGCAGGUUGAGGAGUGGCUCGAGGUUGGCAACGGCUGCAUAUGCUGCUCUGUAAAGGACACUGGCGUCAACGCCAUCGAGUCACUCAUGGAGAAGAAGGGCGCCUUCGACUACAUCCUCCUCGAGACCACCGGCCUCGCAGACCCCGGCAACCUGGUACCGCUGUUCUGGGUUGAUGACGGGCUCGGAAGCACAAUCUACCUGGACGGCAUCGUCACCCUUGUAGACGCAAAGAACAUCCUCCGCAGCCUCGACGAUCCAUCUGGAGAGAUCAAGCUCGAAGACCAGGAAGACGACCACGGCCACGGCCCGCUCAUGACGACGGCGCACGUGCAGAUCUCGCACGCUGACGUGAUCGUUAUCAACAAGGCGGAUCUCGUCUCUGAAGAGGAGCUGAAGCAGGUCAGGGCAAGGAUACAGUCCAUCAACGGGCUGGCCAAGAUUCACGUCACGCAGAAGAGCGAGGUACCCAGGCUUGAGGGGUUCUUGCUGGAUCUACAUGCGUAUGAUCAGGUGACGGAGCUUGAUACGAGUCAGAAGGGGCACAGUCAUUUGGACUCCACCAUCUCGACUGUCUCGAUACCGGUGCCUAAGCUGGCGCCUGGACAACUGGCCAACAUCGACAAGUGGCUGAGGAAAGUGCUCUGGGAUCGUCGGCUCCCCGGCGACGAUAAAACGGUGGUGGACGUGCACCGGUCCAAGGGACGCCUGGUUUUUGAGAACGGUGACGUCAAUCUCAUCCAGGGUGUGAGGGAAAUCUUUGAGAUUCUGGACUCGCCUGACCAGUCGCGCGAGGCGACAGGGGAGGGCAAGAUCAUUCUCAUUGGGAGAUAUUUGAAGGAUGUUGACUUUGAGAAGAGUCUUCUAGAUAUCCUCAAGUCGGACGCCUGA
Molecule: messenger RNA, 1152 nt
Organism: Colletotrichum karsti
Lineage: Eukaryota; Fungi; Ascomycota; Sordariomycetes; Glomerellales; Glomerellaceae
Product: cobW domain-containing protein
Exons: 5
Coding region: 1-1152 (383 amino acids)
Cellular component (GO): cytoplasm
Source: RefSeq, a predicted model, not a curated record